Molecule: messenger RNA, 3911 nt
Organism: Equus caballus (horse)
Lineage: Eukaryota; Metazoa; Chordata; Mammalia; Perissodactyla; Equidae
Gene: ZDHHC3
Product: zinc finger DHHC-type palmitoyltransferase 3
Molecular function (GO): palmitoyltransferase activity
Source: RefSeq, a predicted model, not a curated record
UGGGCUUUCUCUCAGAAAAAGCAGCCUGCUAGAACUUGGUGCCACAGGAAGUAUUUCCCAGCAGAAGCAGAUUUUAGGGACUCAAUCUUAAGGUGACUCUCCUGACUGAAGCUUCAGAGCUCUCCUGCUUUCUGGGUUAAGGCAGAAUCAGUCUUCUAAAUGUUGGCUGGUGUUCAGCCAGGGACCCACCUUAGAAUAUAAAAUGCUUAAGUUCAGGCCUGUGGCCUCUGAACGCCACUUCAUGUGGCCCACUCGCUGUCUCUGCAUAACCAUGUGUGGGCAAGAGAGCCAAACUAUGCCACUAUGGACAGAAUAGCUUAUGAUGCUUAUCCCCACCCACCACUUCCGAGACAUUGAGCGGAAGCCAGAAUACCUCCAGCCGGAGAAGUGCAUCCCACCUCCCCACCCCAGUCCUGUGGGAACCAUGUGGUUUAUCCGCGACGGCUGUGGCAUUGCCUGUGCCAUUGUCACCUGGUUUCUGGUCCUCUAUGCGGAGUUUGUGGUCCUCUUUGUUAUGUUGAUUCCAUCCCGAGACUACGUGUACAGCAUCAUCAACGGAAUUGUGUUCAACCUGCUGGCCUUCUUGGCCCUGGCUUCCCAUUGCCGGGCCAUGCUGACGGACCCCGGGGCAGUGCCCAAAGGAAAUGCCACUAAAGAGUUCAUCGAGAGUUUACAGCUGAAGCCUGGACAGGUGGUGUACAAGUGUCCCAAGUGCUGCAGCAUCAAGCCCGACCGUGCCCACCACUGCAGUGUUUGUAAGCGGUGCAUUCGGAAGAUGGACCACCACUGUCCCUGGGUCAAUAACUGUGUUGGCGAGAACAACCAGAAGUACUUCGUCCUGUUUACAAUGUACAUAGCUCUCAUUUCCUUGCACGCGCUCAUCAUGGUGGGAUUCCACUUCCUGCAUUGCUUUGAAGAAGACUGGACAAAUCUCCUGCAAGGCUAUCGACUGACCAGGAAAGAAACAGCAGAGGCCCGAAUCUCUCUUCAGGAAAAAAAGCCACCCCUUAAAGUCAGUUCCACAGAGUGCAGCUCCUUCUCACCACCCACCACCGUGAUCCUCCUUAUCCUGCUGUGCUUUGAGGGGCUGCUCUUCCUCAUUUUCACGUCGGUGAUGUUUGGCACCCAGGUGCACUCCAUCUGCACAGAUGAGACGGGCAUUGAGCGCCUCAAACGAAAGAACCAGCCGAGGGAGCACACGGGCAGCUGGGAGUCGGUAAAGGAGACCUUUGGUGGGGACUUCUCCCCGAACUGGUUCAACCCCUUCUCCGGACCGUGUCAUCCAGAGCCUCUCCGUGACGGAGACUGGGUGCGGCAGGUGACACUGUCAGACACCGACAACACGGAAACAGUGACGGAGUCUGAGGAGGGGAAGGACAAGGACUCUGUGGAGGUGAUAGAUGAGUAAUGCUGCUAUGGGGAGAGGGACGGACACUGAAAAGUCACUGUCAACCUGUCACUGGCAUUGUGGCUGCGGGGUUCAUGGGUGUGACGCGCUCCCCUGCACCCCGCUGCUCCCCUCGGGUCUCUCACUUGGCGUGGCUGUCCUCUGUAACCCCUCCUCUCUCUCCCCGUGUUGAGCCAGGUCUGGGAGGUGGGGGAUAGACUAGGGAUGACAGAGGAGGGACUUUUUCUGAGUCCAUCUAAGAAGAGUCUGCUGGGAGAGGGAGCGUCAGGAACCAUUCUCCAAGACUGGGCGUCCUCUGCCGCUUGCACAGCCUCCCCCAACAAAGGGAGCUCUGAACAGGGCGGCUGGGGACCAGAAAAGAACUCGCCUUAGGCUGUUCUUGGGAUGUCUGUCUUCUCAUGGGAAGGUUGGGGCCCUGCUCCUGGCUUUUGAGAAAUAAGGCCAUAACAUUAUGAUGGAAGGACAGAGCAGGGCUGGCCUUGGGGACCUGAGGUGGGACCCUGACAUCAGGAGAGAUCAGCCUGGAAAGGCUGCAAGCAUCGCGGCCACUCCCGGAAAGGGCUCCCCUGCCACCGGCCUGAAUUAGGAGAAAGGCCUGUGCCGCAGCUGCCUUCGGAGUCAGGCAUGGUUUGAGAGGACCCCAACACUGGGCUGCAGAUACACACAUGCGGGACGUGCCCAGGUCGGAAACAAGCCUGAGCUAUGGCAGCUGCGCCAGAACUUAGCUCCCAUUCCGCAGACACGAGAGGCUUAGUGGAGUCACAGCUUAACGCUGUCCUGCCGUGUGGCUACAGAUCUGUCCACGCCCAGGUCGGAGUUGGGGGAGGGCCUAAAUAGGGCUUCUGGGGACUCGGACCUCCUCCACCAGAACGGAAUUUACCUUUCCCUCCUGGAUGGAGUCUGACAACCAACCUAGGCAGAACUGACCAGAAACCUGACCUGUGUGUUUUAGGCCAGUUUUCCCAAGAUAACGCCCACCUUGUGUCUGAAAGGGCGGGUGGUAGCCAGGGCCUGCAGAUUGAUGAACCAGGAAGACAGACACACACACACACCCUCACACUCUACCAAGAUGAGCCUGGACCCUGGUCCCCCCAUUUGAAGGCUGAAGGCCCAAGCAGGGGUCCCUGAGCUCCAAAACCCCACUCCAGUGGUUCCUGAAGCAGCAUCUUCUACACAAAGCCCAACAGAAGGGUUCGUCUCCCCCUUUGGUGUAAGAAUGGCUCCCCCACCCCGGCUCCCAGCGGAGGCCUUUGUUCUUCUCUUUGGCCCAUUGCCCCAGGAUCAGCUGGCACCAGGGCGGAGCCUGCCCACGCGAUGUCUCUGUUCCAGGGCCCCUCUUCCAGCUCCAGGCCAAGCAUGAGUCCUCGUCCAGGGGGGCCUGUGGCCCCAGUUAAAUGGGGAAGGAGGUCAGUAUUCAGAGGUGCCACCUAGGACACUUUACGAAGGCUCUGGUGACCGUGAGAAAGAAAGGAAGGCAGCAGCGCAAUCCUCGGGCAGUGUCCUCGGGCCUUCCCUGAAGGGCAGUGGCUCUGCAGAGAGAGACCCCUGCCUACAGCUGAUGACCGCCAGGCUCUAGGGCUAAUUGCUCGGAGGGGCCGGUGUUCACAGAGCCACCUCUGUCCUAACCCCUGCUCAGAGCUCUUUCGUGAUGUCCCGUGAGAGGGCUGGUGGCAGGACUUGCAUUGACAGAGCAACCAGAAAGGCUCGGGCCUUCCACAGCCAGGCCAUGGACAUCUCUUCUUGGUCCGUGUCAGCUUUCGUACUUAUUAAUAUUUAUUAACAAAGCCCAUUAACUCGCAGUCCGGGCAGGGCGUUGCCUCUCACCACUUUGGGAGAGAGCUGUCGUCUGACCGUGGAGACCCACUGUUUGUUGUCCUGACCAAGAAGGCAGCCCUGGGGUGCCCACAGGGUGAAUUGUGUACCAAAGAGACUCCAGCAGUGCUGUGUGAGUCCCAAAGGAGUCCGCGGUCAGCGGGCAGGGUAAGGGGAGAGGUUCGCUGGUCACCGUUUGCUGAUGAUGUCAGUCUGGCAGGGUCAGGCCGGAGGUCCGAGGUGUGUGCAUGAGAAAGGCCCUUGCACAAUGGCCUUGAAAUUGCUCUUCCUCCAGCCGGCUUGGCGGAAAGCAGAGGUCCGUCGCCAUGAGCCCCAAAGCCCACUCUGGGUUCAGGUUGGUUGGUGGGGAGGCAUUUUACCUGCACAGAGUCAGACCGGCCUCUCCCUCCUUGCUGAGCCCAUCUCCAUGCUAGACCUCAGCCACCUCAGACCCUGUCCUGGCAGGGGCUGCACUGGGCCCCAGCUGGGGCUGCGUGGGUGACAACCUGUCUAAUCCCCACACCAGUGGCACAGUGGCCUUCCCUCUGUGGCGGCUGGCGACAGUGUAACAUUCUGCUUAGUCUCAAACUGACAGCAUUGCAAUGCUGUCAAAACAAGACAAGGGCCAACAUUGAGGGAGACUGGGCGCAAACUUCUGCUUUUUUCUCUGAAUAAAAAGCUCUUUUCUCGA